Messenger RNA from Clarias gariepinus (North African catfish), 3235 nucleotides. RefSeq names its product dual specificity phosphatase 23b (gene dusp23b). NCBI's taxonomy places the organism in Eukaryota, Metazoa, Chordata, Actinopteri, Siluriformes, Clariidae. The transcript has 3 exons. Gene Ontology annotation, biological process: cilium assembly; protein dephosphorylation. The coding region runs from base 376 to 834 and encodes 152 amino acids. The record is from RefSeq and is a predicted model, not a curated record. Gene Ontology annotation, molecular function: protein tyrosine/serine/threonine phosphatase activity.
AUAGUCUAACGUCAUACCCGUCAAUGGUAGAAUGGUUAAUUAAAAUGUAACUGUUUGUGUAUCUACUUAAACUUAAAUCGCGAUAUUUUUUUAUUAUAGGUUUUUAUAUUUAACCUCAACUCAAUUGCUGGUAAUUACCUGCGAGUAUUUUUAGUCAUGCUAGCUAGCCGGCUAACGGAGCUUUUAGCUAGUGUUUACGAUUAUUCUGUAAGGCUAGUCCCGCGUAUAGCUGUAUUGUAUACGGUUCUUUGGAGUGUAUCUAACAAUUAAUACGUAAUGUUAGUCAGAUAUAUCAGUCAGUGAAAGCGAAAUUAGACGAAAUCCGGACUUUAAACACCGACUAGGGUCAGUAGUGGACUGCUGUGAGGGGUAAUAAUGGCAGGUGCUCAACCUCCCAACUUUUCUUGGGUUGAACCACAUAAAUUAGCUGGACUGGGGAUGCCAAGGAUGCCUGCCCAUUAUGAGUUUCUACUAAAUAAUGGAAUCAAACACUUAAUCACUUUGUCUGAAAGAAAGCCCCCAUAUCAUGAUACUUGUCCAGCGCUCACAUUGCAUCACAUUAGAAUUCAUGACUUCUGUGCUCCAACCUUUGAUCAAAUCAAGCGGUUCUUGUCCAUCGUAGAGGAGGCCAAUUCAAAAGGAGAGGGGGUUGCAGUGCACUGUUUGCAUGGCUUUGGAAGAACUGGUACUAUGCUGGCCUGCUAUUUGGUGAAGAGCAGAAAAAUCAGUGGGAUUGAUGCUAUUAAGGAAAUUAGACAGAUUCGUCGUGGGUCUAUUGAAACUCAGGAACAGGAGCAAAUGAUAGUACAGUUCUAUCAGCAAAAUAAAUGUUGAUGUAUAAUUAGAAAUGGUUUAAAAAAAGUUUAACUAUUUGAAGCAAUUAUGCUGUUUAUACAUUCAUCUUUUAUCUUUACAACAAACAAUAUAAAAGUCCUAUCUUAAAUAGUUUAGCUUCAUUACUUAUUACAGUGUUAAUAAAGUGCCAAUUAAAAAUGGUGUAUGGCACAUUGGGUAAAAAGCUUUAUCCAGGUGCCAGUAGAAAUUACUUAAAAUCUAAAGAUUUUAAACAUCUGACAAGUUUAUAAGUCUUUAUAAUUAAUAUUUAUAAAAAUAUAACCAUAAACAAUAUGAAAUGCAUAGAUCACCUGACAAAUCAAACUUAGAAUAUGGAUCAAAAAGGAGAUAGAAAUUGACCAUUAUAUGACAUAGUGUGGUAUUUUAAAAGCCAAGGGGGCAUGUUGUGACUGAGAUUCUCUGGAGCUACUGUGCAACUGUGUGCAACUACAUUUUAAGAAUAUAGCUUGCAUUAUUGUAUUAUAAAGACUGUGGCACUAGCAUUGAGCUUUGUUUCACAUUUAGUUUCUGCUUUUUAUGUGUACUCCAAAUGCAUUAUAUUUUACUUCUUGUUUAUUGUUGUUGCCCCUUAGUUCCGCUUUUUUUUAAACUGAUUGGUGUGUCCGCUAGAGGGCGUUCUCCGCAGCUCCCCUGCACAGACCUUUAAAGGGCCAGACUUUCAAACUUUACGUGUUCCUCUGAAAUAAUGCACAGGGCUUUUAUAAGUUUUAAAUGCACUUCCCAGCCAAAAAAAACCCUUAUCACCUGGAUCUAACUAAGCAAAUAGGUAAAAGCCUUGUACUGUAUAAAUGCUGCAGUAACUAAUAUAUUUCAGCUGGCAACAAGUUAUUUAACCUUAACUGAUGCAGUGAGCAGCUUCUCAUUUCUUAAACAAACGUGUUAGAAGUGGUCUUCUUGUGGUCCAGAUAAAACUUUGUUUCAGAAGGGUUAAAUUAUUGGCCUGCAUCAAGCAAAGAAAACAACUACAAAGCUGGAACUACUAAAAUUCAUACGAUUAUUAAAACCUUUAAAAAUAUCAGUGAACCAUAAUUUGCAUGGAAGGGAUGUGUUUUUAAAUGUUUGUGAUUGAAGAUUGCUUAAAUUAUUGGUAAAAUCUAAUUAUAAAAUAGCAACAAUAGAUCUCAUGGCUAUGUUUAAUAGUGGACGUAAGCGUGUUUCCAUAUUCACAAUGUCAUUAAGAGCUAAAAGGAUUAGAACUAAACAGUUUGUGAGGCUAAUCAUAAAAAAAAAUCUUCAGUUUGCUAUGAAACAUAAAAAUCGGACUUUGCAGCAAUGAACAUGUGGUCUAAUGAGUUCAGAUUGACCAUAGUUGACCAUAGAGUGAUGGGUGCAUCAGGGUAAGAAAAGAAGCACAUAAAGCGAUGCACUCAUCAUGCAUAGUGGCCACUGUACAAGUAUUUGGAGACAGCGUUAUGAUUUGGAGUCGCUUCAGUUGGCCAGGUCUAGGCUCAGCAAUGUUCUGUGGCAAUAAAAUGAAGUUAUGAAUUCAGACCUGAAUGUACUGAAUGACCAGAGUUUUCUAUUAAUGGAUUUUUUUUUUAUUUCCUGAUAGCACAGGGAUAUUGAGAAUUAAUUAAUAAGAGAGUGGUUCAGGGAGCAUGAGACAUCAUUUGCACACAUGGAUUUGUGCAAUUAAUCCAGACCUUGACCCUAUUGAGAAACUUUGGGAUGUGCUGGAUAAGAUGCAGAAUAUGCAGUGGUCCCACUCUCCCAUCAUCAAUACAAGAUUUUGGAGAGAAAUGCAACUGGGAUGAAAUAAAUGUUGUGGCAUUGCAUAAGCUUAUCAAAACAACGCCAUUGCAAAUGCUUACCGUUAUUAAAGCAAAAGGCGGUCCAGCAAACUAUUUAGUUUUUUUUUUUGACCGGGCAGAGUAUUUACACAUACUGUAUAUUAAUAGAGUUUCUAGUUUAUAGUAAUGCAAGCAUAUUUGCCAUCUGUUGCCUCCAAAAUAGUUACUAAUAGUUAUAGUAAUAUAUAGUUAUGAAAUAGUUAUAUUUUACUAUAUAAAUAUACACAUGUAAGGUAUAUUGUCAUAAAUAUAAGCCAUUAUUAUGACAGUGAAAUCUAGUUGAUACUGGUAACACAGAGCAGCAGUAUAAUUGUCAGUUGUAAAUAAUUGUGAUCAUAUCUGUGCCAUGCUUACACACCAAAUUAGAGUCUUUCAUUGUACAUAAUGAGGGUCCCAGGGUUUCUCCAGACUCAAAGUUUUGAAAUGAAAUAACAUUUUUGAUGUGAUUAUUAAAAAAAAAUCCAGAUUAAUUUGGAAUUUGUCUUAUUUGGUAUGCCCAAAGCCUGCUUUAUGUUUAUUCUUUAUUUAAAAUUCUAUAACCUAAUCCUUUGCCUCAUUAAAGAACUUCCUUAUCAUGAAGAGACUAAUUU